This is a messenger RNA of Aspergillus heteromorphus CBS 117.55, 1933 nucleotides long. Its product is annotated as fungal specific transcription factor domain-containing protein. The record is from RefSeq and is a predicted model, not a curated record. The annotation marks the transcript as partial. Gene Ontology annotation, molecular function: zinc ion binding; DNA binding. Lineage: Eukaryota; Fungi; Ascomycota; Eurotiomycetes; Eurotiales; Aspergillaceae. Gene Ontology annotation, biological process: DNA-templated transcription. The transcript is spliced from 5 exons. Gene Ontology annotation, cellular component: nucleus.
UCGACGCAAUGGCAAACCCACCUCCUGCGAGCCCUGCAGGCUAUCCAAAGUGCGGUGUGACCAUGCCGUCCCGGUCUGCGGGCGAUGUGCCCGUCGCGAGCCAGAGAAAUGCUUCUACCAUCCCGCGCCGUUGACGCGGGCGCGGACGAACCGUCGUUUUCGAAGAUGGAACCCGCCUGUAUCUGGCGUAUCGAGCGUCUCGUCGAACAUCCAGCAACGCCAACAACCAUCACCAACGACUCCGAACUUUGCAUCGACGCCCAUCCACGACACCCAGACUCAGCCCGGACCAAUCCUCUACCACUCGGCCAGCUCAUCGAGCGUCGCCUUCGCCCGAGCCCAAUUCAUGAAACUCUUCAUGGCGUUCCAACAAUACGAAAGCGUGAUCGCCAAAUACUACAGCAUCAGCCAAUUCGUGAUCAUACCCCGACCACUAAUCCUGGGCCUUCUCGCCAGCCUCCGCCGGGAUCUCGAGAACGGGCUGAACCAAGAGAGCCUCGAGCAGCUCUACGCGCGCACCAGCAUCAACACGCGGAAACCUUUCCCGACGAUCACGGAAAACACAACCGUGGAAGAAUUCCUGGCCUGCAUGACGGGGCCCCGUCUGCGAUGGGAGACGGUGGGGACGAUCUUCGCGCUGGCGGGGAUCGCGUCCUUCCAUACGAAAGCCUCCGAGAUAGCGGGUAAGGAGGCCUUCGCGGGGGAUAUGUACGCGGCGAGUAAAGCGUGUAUUGAGAUCUGCGAGGAGAAUGGCCAGGUCAAUGAUGGGACGCUCUGGAUGCGGUUGACGAAUGUGAUUCUGGCGUCGAAUUUGUAUGGGGAUACCAGCAAACUCCUCUACCAAGGAUUCACGCUCUUCACCACCGAUCUCACCAUCAUGGGCCUGCACCGCCAGAUCUCCUCUCCCUGCAGAGUUCCCUUCUUUGUGUCUGAGACCCGUAGGCGGAUCUUCGCGGCGGCGUUUAGUCGCGACAAGACCCUGGCUACCUUCCUCGGUAGACCGUACCAGAUGGACUCGCGGUUCUGUGAUACCAUCCUGCCUCUGGACCUGGACGAUGAGGAGAUCGUGUAUACUGUGCCCGCACUCACAGGGGCGCUGCAGACACUGGACGAGAACGGCUGGAAGCGCUCCCCUUCCCCUGGCCAAUCCCAUCCUCUCCGUCCAGCGACUGUCAUCCGUCUCCGCUAUCAAUGGUCCAGACUGCGUGAGCGGAUCCUCCGGCUGUCACUGGGGAAUAAGAUCGAUGACUUGGCUGGGGAACUAGACUCCAUCCACCAAGCCCACCAAACCGCCUGGGCCCCCAUUCCGCCGCAAUACCGCUACACGCCCGUCUGCUGGACCCACCAGACGCCCAACGCCUGCGUCGCGCUGCUUAUCAUCCACCUCGACUACCUGUAUACGGGGUUUCAGCUGCACCGGAUAUAUCAGACGGAAACUGAGGUAGUUAGCAAUGCUCUGCUUGAUACAUCGAUGGAGCUGGUGGAGGGGAUGCUUGAGUUCGUUACGCAGCAGGAACGGUGCGCUGAGUUGAGGGAGCGGUUUAUUUGGAUUUUCCUCUUCUACCUCCUCCCCGGCGCAGGGACGCUCGCUGCAUCUCUCCACCAACACACCAUUCCUCAAACCCAGACCCCAACCCAAGCCCAAACCCAAACACACACUUCCACCACCACAUCCACAUCCACAUCCACCCCCUUCACACCUCCCGCGUCUACUAAUACCUCCACCCUCCCUAAUCCUAUAAACAAUCCCCUCCCCUGCUCAUCCCCCUACUCGCGCAUCAUCCGCAGCCUCAGCGUCGUGAUCGCCUGGUUCGAGAACAAAAGACUGCUUCUUCCCCAGAGAUCCGAUUAUCAGGUGUGUUUACAGAUCAGUCGGGUGAUUGGGGGGUUGGUGGAUGAGGUUGUUGAUUGGAGGUUUACUUCUGGGGAGGAG